UGCAAGUAUAAAUGCAGGGAGGUGAGAUGCCCUUGCCAAAGCGCAGCCCUGCACUGGAGGAAUUGCCCUCAGCUCUCCCCAGCCCUGCAGCUGCCAUCAAGGGUGUCAUCCAGUUCCUAGAGGAAGAAAUUUAAACUCUAGAAAUCCUACUGAGAUGGGGAAAAUCAUCCUUUAUGAGCGUUCCGGCUUCCAGGGUUUAUCCAAAGAAUUCACCUCUGAUAUUGCCAAUCUAAGAGAUGCAGAUUGGAAUGAUCUUGCCUCCUCUGCAAAAGUAAUUGGCCAGCCUUGGGUGGCUUAUGAGCAUUCAAACUAUGGAGGCCAGUUUCUGGUGCUUGAGGAGGGAGACCAUAGCUUUCUUGGUUCCAGGAUGAAUAACAAGGUCAGUUCUCUGCAGAUGAUCACUGAAGAUCUGAGCAAUCCUGAGAUCACUCUCUAUGAGCAUACCAACUACCUGGGGAAGAGCAGGGUGGUAAGAGAAGCCACCAACCUGGCUGCGGGACACGACAAUGACAUCAUGUCUUCCCACAAAGUCCAGAGAGGUGCCUGGCUGCUGUGUGAGCACAGUGAUGGAAGUGGAAUUCAAUACCUUGCUCGAGAACGUGAAAACCUUCCAAAUUACAAGGCAAUCAAUUUCAAUGACAAGCUUUCCUUCCUGCGUCCCCUUCGCCCUGGCCGCUCCUAUUAGAAUGCAAAUCCUCCAAAGCUGAGGAAAGAUGCAACACCAGCAAGAAAUUUGAGACCAAGUUCUCUGCCUCUGCUUUUGUCACUUUCUUUGUGAAUUGUUUUAAAAUGCCCUUUUGAUACCAUGGCUUCUGCUAUUGUCUCUAAUCCAUUUUGUGCUGGUGCCAUUAAAGAAGCUCUUGCAAGCAACAA
Molecule: messenger RNA, 873 nt
Organism: Cyanistes caeruleus (blue tit)
Lineage: Eukaryota; Metazoa; Chordata; Aves; Passeriformes; Paridae
Source: RefSeq, a predicted model, not a curated record